This is a messenger RNA of Fusarium odoratissimum NRRL 54006, 2706 nucleotides long. RefSeq lists its product as uncharacterized. The transcript has a single exon. The record is from RefSeq and is a predicted model, not a curated record. NCBI's taxonomy places the organism in Eukaryota, Fungi, Ascomycota, Sordariomycetes, Hypocreales, Nectriaceae. Bases 221 to 1522 code for a protein of 433 amino acids.
CCAAAGACAUUUAUCUCGCUGAGAUCCCCAACAUCCGUCAAGUACGCUCAAAGACUGUUUCAAGUUUUCUUAUGUGGUCAAAGAAUCGUAAAACGCAGGCUUGUUUGUCGAUAUAACAUUACCAGUGGCCAGCAACCCUGCAGCCGUCAUAGUGGCAUUCAAUCCCCUAGGAUCUCAUCCCAUAUCUUCUUCUCCAAGCCCGUCACCUAGCUUGCCCAGCAUGACUACAACAAUGCUGUACACGACGGGCAUUUCAAUGGAGGAGCCAAGCCAUCGGUUCUCGCCCACGACAGUUGCUCCUGGGAAACCAAGGCAUCGACCAAAAGCCUUGCAGAUCCAGCCAUUGGACCCUAACGAAUUGAGCGCGAAAUUGAACGAUAUCUCAGUCGAGCAAGAAGGCCAGCCUCGUCAUCCAGUCCACACAGAGGACUCACUCCGGUCCCCAUUAUCUGCAACAAGUAUGGGCGCCCCGUCUCCCCGGACUAUUCAGGCAACGCAUGCGUCGCCAUCGAUUCCAACCACCGUUUCAUCAAGAGUCUUUAGGAAGGAGAAGAUUGAUGAUAAACUCAGUUCACCCUUGUCUGCAAAGCCGCCACGCCGUGGCAGCUUUUUUGACGCAUUUCGCUUCAGAGGCUCGAACUACACUGAUGAACUGCAGAAGCAGACAGAGGAGGAGGGUGUUCAGAAGCCUGCUCGUUACAAGCAUGUCCCUCAGGUGGCAGCGCAACAGUUUGCUCGCACCACGACAGUCGAGCCCCUCACUCAGAAAGCUUCACCCAAAGGAAUGAGACCUACUCCCGGCCCCUACUCUGUGAACAAUGGCACCAUAUCGCUGCAAGAAUACAAUAGGCAGUAUAGAAGAGCACAGAGUCUCUGCAGCGGAAGACCAACUAGCGCCAGCAACGUUGCGAGAAUGGGAGGCACUGAGCUGGAUAAAGUGUCAGCCCAACGCAAGAGACAAACCGCCCGUAGUUCCAUGCUCUGGAAUGUCAAUGGACCUGAGUUAUCACGAAGAAUGAGCACCGGUAACAUGCAGCCCCUGCCUCAAGCCCGGCGAGAUUCAAUAGGUACGGGCGUCGGAGGCUUUCAAGGGAACGUCGCAUCAUCUGCGAGGCGUGGAUCCGCAAGCUCGUCAGGUUUCUCCGAUGCAUCAUCGCCCUUUGUACGCGAAUCUGGCCCAGCAACCCCUUUCAAGCAAGAGUUUGGUAUCAACACUUCGCCUAACCGUCGAGGGUCUGAGACUAGUGCAGCCACUUCUGGUUCGCGGAGAGGUAGUUUUGUUAACGUCCCCAACCCUCAGCACGCGGCUGAGAUACACAGGGUGGACUGGUCUCAGAGUGACCAACCAGUCAAGGGUCGACGAGAUUCGAAGUGGGGAGGCCUCAAGCAUCGAAAGACCAGUUUGAGCCAGCAGAAGCCCAAUGCUGAGGACCAGGGCCCCAGUUUUACCAAGACGGGCUCACAGUUAUCUGUUUCUCCGAAAUCGCCCAAGUCUGGAUUCUUAAAGCGAUUCAUGCAUUAGCGAGGGAAAGAAUGCGAAUAACAAGGGUAAUUUGACGGGUGGAUGAUAUAUAUGGAAGAGCGAAGACAACUCACCAAUGAUUAUUGUAACAUAAUGACCGAAUACUAAACAUGAAGGAAAAUCUUAAUAUAUGACCUCCGCAAUCAAAAAAAGCAUCUUCAGUGUCGUGUGAGAUAUGAUUGGAACCAAGGGGAAAACCUAACGCUUUUCUUGCGCCAUCAAGCGUUCGAUAAGUUUUGUAUCCUCUUGUGCCAUUUUCUGCCGAAGAAUAUUGUCGACGUCCGUCCGUGCAUUCUCGGUGUUCAUCAAGUGAAGGAUAAGUUCUGAAUACUCGCGUAUAGCGUCACCCUGCUCACCGUCCGCGCGACGAGCCUUGCGCAGAGCCUCUUUUCCGUUCUGAAUACCAAUGUCAUGGUUCCAAGCUUCUUGCUUCGGUGGCAGACCCUUGAGGAGGGAGGCGGGGAUGGCAGGCUUGGCCUCAGGAGGUGGAAGCGUGGCAGCAUCUAUUUUGCGGAGCUGGUCGGGAAGGCCUGGAUAUUUGCGAAAGAGAAGGCGAAGUUUCUCUGAGCUUUCGAGAGCCUGAAAGGGAUUCGAAGGGUCGGGGAGCUGAGGCAGUGAUGUUGCUAGCGACUCAGAGAGUGCCGACCGAGGCGCUGCUGGUGCUGGUGCUGGCUCGGGAUCAGCAGGGUGAUUUUCGUGAUGGAUCUUGUUACAAGCAACAGAACAGCUUUGAUAAUGGUUAGCCACUGACUGGGGUACCAACUGAGAGGUGAAACUUACUAUGGAAGGCGACAUCUUGGGCAUUUGUAUUUUGGGGGAUUCACGUCACAUACACCACAAAGUGAAGGUUCUGGUUUUGUUGUCGCAUUAUCGCCAUCUUUGGCUCCAACUUGUGUAGUUGGCGUAGUAGUAUCUUCUGGGUGUUGGGCUGGUAGAUCAUUUAUUCGUUGAGGUUCUGACAUUGUGAUAUCUUCUGAGACCAAGUGGGUAUGAAGGUAGCUAAGAUAAAGGAAGCUGAUGUGAUGGAACCUAAGGUAAGGUAAGUACUGUACGGAGUACGAAAGGAAAAAAGGUACAAAAAGUUUCAGUUCCAAGGGGUCUAUCGCCCCGCGUCAUUACCCGCUUGACAUUUUGGACCCCAGCAAUUGCAAGCAAAAGGAAAAAGAAAGAAAACAAAAAAAAAA